GAAUGCACGCUCGUUUUGCACUAGCAUUCCUGCCUCCUCCUAGACAUCACAUCCGGGUCACUCGGCAGUCAGCGUGUAAGCGAGCGUGCUCCUCCAUACAGUUGCGUACUGCUGCUGCAGCUCUCAGCGCAACUCCACUGUAUGCAACAUGGACACUACGAGCAGCGGCCAGCCGCGGAGGAUCUGAGCGCGCCUCGGGACUCGCGAUACGCCACACCGGGGCAGGGAUGAGGUGCCAUCCAGCAGCCGAACACUGGUAGGCGAGUCGUCAAUUGUCAGCGAUGUCAAAGAGUCUGAAGAAGAAGAACCACUGGACGAACAAAGUCCACGAAGCGGUGCUCACCAGGAAUAAGGAGGGCGAGCUGGGGUUCGACUUGAAAGGGGGCGCCGAGAACGGCAAUUUCCCUUAUUUUGGGGAGGUGAAGCAGGGUAAGGUUGCCAUCCAGAGCGGCAAGCUGUCCCAGGACGAGCUGCUCUUGGAGGUCAACGAUACACCGGUGGCGGGGCUCACCAUCAGGGAUGUGCUGGCCGUGAUCAAGCACUGCAAAGACCCGUUCCGGCUGAAGUGCGUAAAGCAAGGAGGUGUUGUGGAUAAAGAUCUCCGGCAUUAUCUCAACCUACGGUUCCAGAAGGGUUCAGUGGACCACGAGCUUCAACAAAUAAUACGUGACAACCUCUACCUCCGGACUGUGCCGUGCACAACGAGACAGCCCAAAGAGGGGGAGGUCCCAGGUGUGGACUACAACUUUGUGAGCGUUGAGCGGUUUAUGGAAUUAGAGAAAAGUGGGGCUUUGUUAGAAAGUGGAACAUACGAAGAUAACUUCUAUGGCACGCCAAAGCCUCCUGCCGAACCCACGCCGAUGCUGUUUAAUGUGACGGACCAACUCUUGCCCGGUGCCCGACCCAGUGCAGAGGGAAAAAGGAAGAGGAAUAAGUCUGUCAGCAACAUGGAGAAGGACAGCAUUGAGCCACCAGAAGAGGAGGAGGAAGAGAGCCCAGUCGUCAAUGGCAACGGCAUCGCCAUCACACCAGAAUCGAGUGAACACGAGGACAAGAGCACUGACGCUUCUGAAGAUGUGCCUGUCCAGCCGUGCCCACCCGAGACCCCCACCCUCACCGCCACAGAUGCCCCUGAGGAGGAAGGCGACGCCCCCAAGUCCCCACAGGACUCCCAGGAGAAUGACGAAAUGGGCCCUUUGCCAGAUAACUGGGAGAUGGCCUACACUGAGAAAGGAGAAGUUUACUUCAUAGAUCACAAUACCAAAACGACGUCAUGGCUCGACCCUCGACUAGCAAAGAAAGCCAAGCCCCCAGAGGAGUGUGAGGAAGAUGAACUUCCAUAUGGCUGGGAGAAAAUAGAUGACCCUAUUUAUGGCAGUUACUAUGUUGACCACAUUAACAGAAGGACACAGUUUGAGAACCCCGUCCUAGAGGCCAAACGAAGGAUGCAACAGCAACAGCAAAUGCAAAGUCAAGGCCUAUCGGCGCUGCCAUUGCCCACAAUAUAUAGAGAAAAGCCUCCAUUCACGAGGGACGCCACACAACUCAAAGGGACGUUCCUCACCACGGUGCUACAGAAGAGCAACAUGGGAUUCGGCUUCACCAUCAUUGGUGGGGACGAGCCGGACGAGUUCCUACAGGUCAAGAGCGUCAUACCUGAGGGACCUGCAGCCAAAGAUGGCAAGAUGGACACAGGUGAUGUGAUCGUCUACGUCAAUGACAUCUGUGUUUUGGGCACCACCCAUGCUGAUGUGGUGAAGCUUUUCCAGUCCGUCCCCAUUGGGCAGAGUGUCACCCUGGUGCUGUGUCGAGGUUACCCUCUCCCUUAUGACCCAGAAGACCCCUCCGCUAGUUCCUCCAUGCCCCCUUUGGGCCUAGUGGAUCACCCGUUGCUGCUCAAUGGAAGGAACAACUAUGAAAAUUACAUGGAGUACAUGUCUUUGACUGGACGCUUAGUACCCGAGCAUGGUGAGGGCCUUACCUCGCAUCCCCAUCCUGGAGACACACACCUGGAUGGCUCUCAGCCUCCAUCCCUGACCACACCGGGACUCCCACCCGAUGACAGCGUCUCCAUGGCGUCAUCCUCAGGCGCAACCACCGGCGCUCAAGUGGCCCCUGAACUUCUGAGUCUCACUAUAACCAAAGGCACAGAGGGUUUUGGGUUCACCAUCGCCGACAGUCCCACAGGGCAAAGAGUCAAACAGGUUCUGGAGCCGCAGGGUUGUCCGGGGUUAUGUGAAGGAGAUUUGAUGGUGGAGAUUAAUCAGAAGGGUCUCCAAGGACUCAACCACACACAGGUAGUGCAGCUGCUCAAGGACUGUGCAGUGGGAACAGAGGCUACGCUUGUCAUUCAGAGAGGAGCAGCAGCAGGCCUCUACACACCCUGGGAUCCCACAAAACAGUGGGACACUCAAGGAAGCCCCCAGACCAGCUUGUCGGCUGCUUUGCUCCCCCACGGUGCCCCUCAUCCCGGCCAGACGCUCCAUCGCUCCUCUGUUCCGGACACAGAGCCCUUCCACCUGGGCAAGCCGGACCCCUACGACCUCUAUGAGAAGUCACGUGCCAUAUAUGAAAGCAGACAGCCAGUCCCUCCUCGGACACUGACAGACUCUACAGGUGUGGAGUAUCAGGAAGUGGAAGUGCACCUGCUGCGUGAGAAGACUGGCUUUGGCUUUAGGAUCCUGGGUGGAGACGAGGCGGUGCAGGCUGUGAGUCCGGAGGCCCGUGACAAGAUUGUGAUCGGAGCAAUCAUAGAGAACAGCCCUGCGGAGCGCGACGGCAGACUGCGUCCGGGAGAUGAGCUGGUCUCGGUUGACAGGAUGCCCGUGGCGGGGAGACCACACCGCUACGUCAUCGACCUCAUGCACGCGGCGGCACGAAGCGGACAGGUCACCCUGACCGUCAGGAGGAGAGUUCUGCCGCAGCAGGGCCACCCUUGUGAGGAAAACGGCGCAGCGGCCAAUCAGAGCAGUUCUCCCCAGGGUCAUGCCGUGUGCCCGGUCAACUUGCCCCCCACCACUGAUGUAGUUAUCCAUCGUAAGGAAAGCGAAGGCUUUGGCUUUGUCAUCAUCAGCUCCCUCAACCGUCCAGAGACCACGAACACAAUAACUGUGCCACAUAAGAUCGGCCGCAUCAUCGAGGGCAGUCCGGCUGAUCGCUGUGGGAAGCUGAAAGUUGGUGAUCGUAUUAUGGCUGUCAACUGUCAGUCAAUCAUCAACAUGCCUCACGCUGACAUUGUCAAGCUGAUCAAAGACGCUGGACUCACUGUCACCUUGCACAUCAUCCCUGAAGAAGACGUAAACGGUGCUCAUUCGGCCCCUACAUCAGAGAAGCAGAGUCCCAUGGUGACCCAGAAGCACAGCCCUCAGACUCAGUCCAGCCCAGCAGCCCAGCAGAGCCCGACCAUGGCUCAUCCCAGCCCACCAGCCCCCCACCCCAGCCGUGUGACUCAGACUGCUCCUGUUGUGGAUCCGGGCAUACCGGGAGUUCAGCCCACCUCCAUCGGAUCAGUGCCAGUCCCACCACAGCUGUACCUUCAUGACACCAGGUCGGAGGUAAAAGCCAGGCAGGAUGUUAAACCAGAUAUCUGCCAAGCUGCAUAUACAGACUACAGACAGCCUCCGGUGGACUACAGACAUCCUCCUGUAGCAGACUACAGACAGCCACCCACCAUUGAGUACAGACACCCACCUGCUCUCAUAGACUACAGACAGCACUCCAUCGCCGAUUACAGACCACAGGACUAUGACUAUUUCACUGUGGAUCUGGAGAAAAGUGUGAAGGGAUUUGGCUUUAGUAUCCGCGGAGGACGGGAAUAUAAGAUGGACCUGUUUGUGCUGAGACUGGCUGAGGAUGGACCUGCGAUCCGCAACGGCAGAAUGAGGGUUGGAGAUCAGAUUAUUGAAAUUAACGGUGAGAGUACGAGAGACAUGAGUCACACUCGUGCCAUUGAGCUCAUCAAGGCUGGCGGUCGUCGAGUACGUCUGCUGUUGAAAAGGGGCACGGGACAGGUGCCAGAAUAUGGAAUGGUACCUACCAACCUUACCAUGUGCAUGAAAAGCGACACUCUAGCCUCACCCUAUUUCUUCAUAAUGGGACACUCUAAAGACACGACAGUGCCGCCUCCCGGAGUGCUGUCUCUCCAGCCGCCCCUGCCUUGUCGGAAGUAGUCUCACCUCGCUAGCGUGACACUCGCCCUUCGCCGUCACCCGUCAUCUCAUCCAGCCUCAAACCCUGGACUUUCAGUGGCAUUCUGUGACAGUCUGGACCAAUCACAGCGCCCCUGGUGGUCAGUUUUGUGGGGCUUCGCCCACAGAACAAAGGGUGGCAGGUCCACCUGUAAGAGCUGUGCUUUGAACAGCCUAAAAAACAGAGGAGAUGGAUCAUAAAAGUCCAAAUUAUUAAGAACAGAUGGAGACACAUCAACCUCAAAUGGAUUGUCGCAUCCAACUUGCUUUUCAUAUAGUCUCUGAUCCAAGUUUGAUUUUCGUUUUUCCGGACGAUUCAGAUGAACGGCAGCCAAAGACGCGUGGCUCGCCCUCUUGCUGUUUAAUUCUGGAUCCAGAGCAGAAACUUCUCGCAGGGGAACGAGCCGAACUUUCAACGCCUCGUUCUUCCGUCCGGUGGACCCGAGCUCUCUUUAUUUGUUUAUCAUGUAGAGGUUGUUUAUUUUUUGUAUAAUUUCAAGAUGUUCAUACCAAACCCCUAAUGAUAUCGGGGGUCAAAUAUCGUAGCAUGAAAAGAGAUUUCUGAAGAAACACACAAACUCCUGAGUUGAGAACUUCAACGUUUCAGUAUUGCGUUUCGUUAUAUGUCUGAUGGGAAAAAGUCACCAUAGACAUUGUGAAACACUGACAGUAAAUAUAAAGGGAGACCGCCAUGACGGAGAUACAAGGGUAAGUAUCACGCCGACCCAUUCGGCCUGAAUUAUGAGAGGUAAAUGCAUAUCAAUCGCCAAAUCUGCCGCAUGGACGUAUCCCUUUAGAUCCCAAGAUGAUAUGUUACAUUAGUAUGGUUUAGUCAAUGAAUUCCACAACCAGCCAAACGUUCGGUUACAUCGCGAACUGAACCGAAGAAGGACUGCGGAUGUUUUUCGAAGCCUCAGUGUGUCAUUGGCCCUGUACUGUGCACCAGCACUGUGGAUUUGGGUUGCCAUCUUACACCUUACAAGCUUCAUUCCCAUGUCUCUGAUGGCUCAGUAGUUCAAGAAAACUAAUUAGCGGAGCUAAUUAAAAAAAAGAUGGUUUUUCAGGACAGUUUGGUCUGAGACCAGGAGACAUAGUCCUUCACCGUGUUCCAACCAAGUGCGACAUGACAAAUAAUUUGCCUGUUAGCUCCGAAUGUGAAAAUGCUGCAUGAUGCAACUAAAUCACAUCCACUCAGAACUUAUUUGAUAUGUAAUACACAGCAACGUGGGUUUUGGACCAAUAAGACAAUGGUGGGCGGGGCUACAUACAGAUAAAUGUGGGAUUUAGACCAAAACUAUAACUAUGGGUGGGCUACAUAUGGAUAAAUUUGGGAUUUGGACCAAUACUAUAAAUGUGACCCUGGACCACAA
Molecule: messenger RNA, 5557 nt
Organism: Sinocyclocheilus anshuiensis
Lineage: Eukaryota; Metazoa; Chordata; Actinopteri; Cypriniformes; Cyprinidae
Product: membrane-associated guanylate kinase, WW and PDZ domain-containing protein 2-like
Biological process (GO): receptor clustering; signal transduction
Cellular component (GO): cytoplasm; dendrite; cell-cell junction
Molecular function (GO): beta-1 adrenergic receptor binding; signaling receptor complex adaptor activity; SMAD binding
Source: RefSeq, a predicted model, not a curated record